Messenger RNA from Talaromyces rugulosus, 1311 nucleotides. RefSeq lists its product as uncharacterized. Bases 1 to 1311 code for a protein of 436 amino acids. The transcript has 3 exons. NCBI's taxonomy places the organism in Eukaryota, Fungi, Ascomycota, Eurotiomycetes, Eurotiales, Trichocomaceae. The record is from RefSeq and is a predicted model, not a curated record.
AUGACAGCCUCUACCGUUGUCUCGUCUACUACCUCAUCACUUAGCGAAUCUUCAAGCACACCCGCACGUUCAAGUUCGCCGUCUAAUUGGGGACCUACAACAAAUAGGACAAGUGGAAGUAUUAGCUCCUCUACUUCACUAUCAUCUGUCUCUGCGAGUAUGCGUGUCUCUAACACUGUCACUAGCUCUAGUGGUCCAGUUCGGCCGUCAGCCUCAAAUACGGUAUCUCUCUCAACAGGCUCUAGCCCUCUUACAUCUACGAGACCCAGCGGAUCAGCGUCCUUGAUCGUGCAGAGGCUCACGGAACCCAAUGGACCUAUUGUUACUGUUACACUCCCUACCAGUGCUUCUGUUACUGGACUAGAGACCCUCACCAUAUCUGGCUCCACAUUGACCGUAAAGCCUAUAUCGAUAACAUCCAGCGUAUCUUCAACACCAUCUGCGUCAACUUCGAACGUUGAGACAUUCACCGAGCCUGAUGGGUCUUCGGUAGUCCUCACACUGCCGCCUGGCUGCCCUGCAUCAAGAUCUUCCAUCACUAUUGCUGACUCAUGCCCUGAUCCUUCGGGACCUACUCCCGCGAACGAUGCACCCCCAGAGAGCCCGGAGCCUACGAAUUCACAGACCUCUUCACUAUUGUCCAGCUCAUCCAGCUCUUCAAGCCCAUCGGCUUGCAGCGCAACCCUAAGCGUGCCUGUACCCCCCUCUCAGUUAACUGCACCUACCGUGACGUUGAACCCAGCUCUUCGACACUCUCUUCGACAACACGUCGCCCUCUUUGACAACCUCAUCAUCUUUACCUCCGCUACCAAGGCUCACAUUCUCAACUACUCUGGCCAUCACGACAGUCGAGCCGAUUUCCACCGAGUCCGGAAGCUCUUGUGUCUCGACGUCGACAACCACGCUCUGCGAGAUUCCGCAAGAGCCGUACAUAACGUCCGCUGUUUGCAACAGCUGGGUUGCGACAGCGACAUCGACAUCGACCGGACCACCUACUCCAACCGGGCAAGUUUAUAUCGACAUUUUUACCGAUUCGGAUUAUGGCAAGUGUUAGAACAGACCCAGCUGAAUGCUAUAGGUCAAUGUUACAGCCCUACCGAUUCGUCAGGCAACCCGAUAAGCUUCGAGUGCUUCUCAAUUACCUAUAUAAGUACAGCAGUUUCUGACUCGGCCUCGCUAUCGGCUUUCAAGGAAGCUGGAUGUUCUAGUCGGGAUGACUCGCAAGUAAUGGACUAUGCAAACUUGACUGCUAUUGACUAUGACAAUGAGACACCCUUCACAAUGAAAUCCUUGUCUCUUUACGGGGCUUGA